AUGGAAAAUCGACAGGGUCCAACCCACCCUGAAGGUCUGCCGAACUCUAAAUGCAACACCCAGAGAUGUCAUCAUCAGCUUUCAUUACUUCCAGAUGAUGAAGGCUCUCCUGUGGUACAGCAGGAAUACCCCUAUAUAAUAUCAAACCUAACAGCGAAGGAAGGAAUGGAGACCUAUAACAGAUGUCCUUUAACACAUCAGAUUUGUCUGGGGACACGCAUUUUAAAAUAUUUGUCUUCCAUGAGGGCAAAACCAAAGCCUUACAACAUGGUAAUGAUCCAUGCCAAUUCCUACACGAACUGGGGAGCACACUGGAGGAAACGGUACUCCUCCCCAG
Messenger RNA from Pelobates cultripes (western spadefoot toad), 337 nucleotides. The record is from the annotation of a GenBank genome assembly. NCBI's taxonomy places the organism in Eukaryota, Metazoa, Chordata, Amphibia, Anura, Pelobatidae.